Brassica rapa (field mustard) is the source of this 6110-nucleotide messenger RNA. RefSeq names its product callose synthase 10. NCBI's taxonomy places the organism in Eukaryota, Viridiplantae, Streptophyta, Magnoliopsida, Brassicales, Brassicaceae. Gene Ontology annotation, molecular function: 1,3-beta-D-glucan synthase activity. Gene Ontology annotation, cellular component: 1,3-beta-D-glucan synthase complex; plasma membrane. The record is from RefSeq and is a predicted model, not a curated record. Gene Ontology annotation, biological process: (1->3)-beta-D-glucan biosynthetic process.
UUUUACAUCUUUUAUUUCUGAAAAACCACUAUACGAAGGAAUCUUCAUCGACUCGUUUAUUCACAGAUCCGACACAAUACCGCCACAUCCGGGUUCGAAUCGCAUACCCCGGGUCGGGUUUUCGUUCCUUCAGCUUCUUCAAGCUUUCAACCCCCAUGCUGGCUCAGCGAGUUUAGGGCCCGAGCUUUUGAUUCUGAAUCGAGAAUGGCUAGGGUUUACAGCAAUUGGGAUAGGCUGGUUCGAGCCACCUUGAGAAGAGAGCAGUUACGAGAUUCAGGCCAAGGCCAUGAGCGUGUCAACAGCGGACUCGCCGGAGCCGUUCCGCCGUCACUCGGCCGAGCUACGAACAUCGAUGCUAUCUUACAAGCUGCUGACGAGAUUCAGGCCGAAGAUCCUAACGUCGCGAGGAUCCUGUGUGAGCAAGCGUACUCUAUGGCGCAGAACUUGGACCCUAACAGUGAUGGUAGAGGUGUUCUUCAAUUCAAAACUGGUUUGAUGUCAGUCAUUAAGCAAAAACUUGCCAAGAGAGAUGGAGCUUCGAUAAACCGUGAUCGUGAUAUUGAACGACUAUGGCAGUUUUACCAACUUUAUAAAAGACGGCAUAGAGUGGAUGAUAUCCAAAGGGAAGAGCAAAAAUGGAGGGAAUCAGGAACUGCUUUUUCGUCUAAUGUUGGGGAGAUCUUGAAGAUGAGGAAGGUCUUUGCCACUUUGAGGGCCUUAGUUGAAGUGUUAGAGGUGUUAAGUAGAGAUGCAGAUCCAAAUGGUGUUGGGAGGUCUAUCAGAGAGGAGCUUGGGCGAAUUAAAAAAGCUGAUGCAACUUUGUCUGCGGAACUAACUCCUUACAAUAUUGUCCCUCUAGAAGCGCAGUCCAUGACCAAUGCAAUAAGUGUUUUCCCGGAAGUCCGUGGUGCGAUACAGGCGAUUAGAUACACUGAACAUUUCCCUAAGCUUCCUGAUGAUUAUGAGAUUUCCGGACAACGUGAUGCAGACAUGUUUGAUUUAUUGGAGUACAUCUUCGGGUUUCAGAAAGAUAAUGUAAGGAACCAAAGGGAGCAUCUGGUUCUCACACUUUCAAAUGCACAAUCUCAGCUCGGUUUACCCAGCCCGAAUGACCCAAAAAUUGAUGAGAAAGCAGUCAAUGAGGUUUUCUUGAAGGUUUUGGAUAACUACAUCAAGUGGUGCAAAUACUUGAGGAUACGCCUUGUUUACAACAAGUUAGAAGCCAUUAACCGGGACAGGAAGCUGUUUCUUGUUUCGUUGUACUUCCUAAUCUGGGGUGAAGCUGCUAAUGUCCGGUUUCUUCCAGAGUGUAUCUGCUAUAUUUUUCACAAUAUGGCCAAGGAAUUGGAUGCAAAAUUGGAUCACGGAGAAGCUGUCCGUGCUGACAGUUGCGUAAUUGAAAAUGGUUCUGUAUCAUUUCUUGAUCGAGUUAUCUCCCCUAUAUAUGCAGCAAUGUCAGCGGAAACUCUUCGAAACAACAAUGGGAAAGCUGCGCAUUCUGAAUGGCGGAAUUAUGAUGACUUCAAUGAAUACUUUUGGACGCCUGGCUGCUUUGAGUUAAGCUGGCCUAUGAAAACAGAGUCAAAAUUUCUAACUGGUCCCAAAGGGCGGAAAAGGACUGGUAAAAGCAGCUUUGUUGAGCAUCGGACAUACCUUCACCUUUUCAGAAGUUUUCACCGACUUUGGAUCUUCAUGGUUAUAAUGUUCCAGGCUUUGGCGAUUAUAGCCUUCAGGAAAGAGCAUCUCGAUAAAGAUACUUUCAAAAUCUUGCUCAGUGCUGGAGCUACAUAUGCUAUAAUGAACUUCAUUGAAAGUUUUCUUGAUGUUGUACUUAUGUAUGGCGCCUAUAGCAUGGCAAGAGGAAUGGCUAUAUCCAGGGUGUUUAUUAAGUUUUUCUGGUGGGGCUUGGGCUCAGUAUUUGUGGUAUAUGUUUAUGUGCAAGUUCUGCAGGAAAGAAAUAAACGAACCUCAGAUGAGUUCUUCUACCGCUUAUACAUUCUUGUAUUGGGUAGUUAUGCCGCUGUUCGCCUCAUCUUUGGACUUUUAGUCAAGCUUCCAGCAUGCCAUGCUCUGUCAGAAAUGUCAGAUCAAUCUUUCUUCCAGUUUUUCAAGUGGAUAUAUCAGGAACGUUACUUCGUUGGCCGUGGCCUCUUUGAGAACAUUAGCGAUUAUUGCAGGUAUGUGGCGUUUUGGUUGAUUGUCCUGGCCUCCAAGUUCACGUUUGCAUACUUUCUCCAGAUCAAACCACUUGUUAAACCCACCAAGACGAUCAUUGAUCUUCCUUCGUUUGAAUAUUCAUGGCAUGAUAUUGUCUCAAAAAGUAACGAUCAUGCGCUGACCAUUGUUAGCUUGUGGGCUCCAGUUGUGUGUAUAUAUCUUAUGGAUAUUCAUAUAUGGUACACACUCUUGUCUGCUAUCAUUGGUGGUGUGAUGGGAGCAAAAGCUCGUCUAGGCGAGAUACGCUCCAUUGAGAUGGUUCAUAAGCGUUUUGAGAGUUUUCCAGAAGCUUUUGCCAAGAACCUUGUCUCUCCUGUUGUAAAAAGAGUAUCAUUCGGCCAACAUACUUCUCAGGAUGGUCAAGACAUGAACAAGGCAUAUGCUGCAAUGUUUUCCCCUUUUUGGAAUGAGAUAAUAAAAAGCUUAAGAGAGGAAGAUUAUAUAAGCAACAGGGAGAUGGAUUUGCUUUCUAUACCCAGUAACACGGGAAGUCUUGGACUAGUCCAGUGGCCCUUGUUUCUUCUCUGCAGUAAGAUUUUGGUAGCCAUUGAUUUAGCCAUGGAGUGCACAGAAACGCAGGGUGUACUUUGGAGACAAAUAUGCGACGAUGAAUACAUGGCGUAUGCUGUUCAGGAGUGCUAUUACAGCGUUCAGAACAUAUUGAAUUCCAUGGUUGAUGGUGUAGGGCGACGUUGGGUGGAAAGAGUUUUUAUGGAAAUUAGCAACAGUAUACAGGAGGGUUCCCUUGCUAUAACUCUGAAUCUUAAGAAGCUUCAGUUGGUCGUUUCCAGAUUUACGGCAUUAACUGGGCUUUUGAUUCGAAACGAAACUCCAGCUCUUGCAAAAGGUGCGGCAAAAGCUAUGUUUGAUUUUUACGAGGUGGUCACGCAUGACCUUCUUGCAGAGAAUUUGAGGGAUCAGCUCGAUACAUGGAAUAUUCUAGCACGGGCUAGAAACGAGGGGAGUCUCUUUUCUAAUAUUGAGUGGCCUAGAGAUCCAGAAAUUAUAGAGCAGGUCAAGCGGCUACACCUUCUUCUUACUGUGAAGGAUGCUGCUGCUAAUGUCCCAAAAAAUCUUGAAGCUAGGAGAAGAUUGGAGUUUUUUACAAAUUCUUUAUUUAUGGAUAUGCCCCAAGCAAAGCCCGUUGCUGAAAUGGUACCGUUUAGUGUCUUCACCCCAUACUACAGUGAGACAGUUAUCUAUAGUUCCUCAGAACUGCGAAGUGAGAAUGAAGAUGGGAUAUCUACUCUCUUUUAUCUUCAGAAGAUAUUUCCUGAUGAAUGGGAGAAUUUUUUGGAGAGGAUUGGUAGGUCUGACUCAACAGGGGACGCAGAUCUUCAAGAAAGUGCAACUGAUGCUUUGGAGCUUCGAUUUUGGGUGUCUUUUCGAGGCCAGACUUUAGCAAGGACAGUGCGAGGAAUGAUGUAUUACCGAAGGGCGUUGAUGCUCCAGAGUUUCUUAGAAAGACGAGGCUUGGGAGUGGAUGAUUUUUCUCUGACCAACAUGCCACGAGGGUUUGAAGCAUCACCUGAAGCACGAGCUCAAGCAGACCUGAAAUUUACAUAUGUUGUGUCAUGUCAAAUUUAUGGGCAACAGAAACAGCAAAAGAAACCAGAGGCUACUGAUAUCGCACUUUUGUUGCAAAGAUUUGAGGCACUUCGAGUCGCUUUCAUACACUCAGAGGAUGUUGGUGUUGAAGGGAAAAAGGAAUUCUAUUCUAAGUUAGUAAAAGCUGACAUUCACGGAAAAGAUCAGGAAAUUUAUUCAAUUAAACUUCCCGGAGAUCCUAAACUUGGGGAAGGAAAGCCUGAGAAUCAAAAUCAUGCGAUCGUUUUCACUCGUGGAGAAGCCAUCCAGACCAUAGAUAUGAAUCAGGACAAUUAUCUCGAGGAGGCAAUCAAAAUGAGAAAUCUACUUGAAGAGUUUCAUGGAAAGCAUGGAAUUCGACGUCCUACCAUUUUGGGCGUUAGAGAGCAUGUUUUCACGGGAAGUGUUUCAUCAUUGGCGUGGUUUAUGUCCAAUCAAGAAACCAGUUUUGUGACUCUGGGUCAACGUGUCUUAGCAUAUCCACUUAAAGUUCGAAUGCACUAUGGGCAUCCAGAUGUGUUCGAUAGAGUAUUUCAUAUAACUCGCGGUGGGAUCAGCAAAGCAUCCCGUGUUAUUAACAUCAGUGAAGAUAUAUAUGCUGGAUUUAACUCGACACUCAGGCAGGGAAAUAUCACCCACCAUGAGUACAUUCAGGUUGGUAAAGGAAGAGAUGUAGGACUCAACCAGAUUGCCCUAUUUGAAGGGAAGGUGGCGGGUGGAAAUGGAGAACAAGUUCUUAGUAGGGAUGUCUACAGGAUUGGGCAGCUGUUUGAUUUCUUUAGGAUGAUGUCGUUCUACUUCACAACGGUUGGGUUCUAUGUCUGCACAAUGAUGACCGUCCUUACUGUGUACGUGUUUCUCUACGGAAGAGUGUAUCUGGCCUUUUCGGGUUCUGAUCGUGCAAUCUCAAGAGUAGCCAAACUCUCUGGUAACACUGCACUGGAUGCUGCGCUCAAUGCACAGUUUUUGGUCCAGAUUGGAGUCUUUACUGCGGUUCCUAUGGUUAUGGGUUUCAUACUUGAACUUGGGUUACUGAAGGCUAUUUUCAGCUUUAUUACGAUGCAAUUUCAGCUGUGCUCGGUCUUUUUCACAUUUUCACUUGGGACAAGGACUCAUUACUUUGGACGUACUAUCCUUCAUGGUGGUGCAAAGUAUCGAGCUACUGGCAGAGGCUUUGUGGUUCAGCACAUCAAGUUUGCGGAUAAUUACAGACUCUAUUCCAGAAGUCAUUUUGUGAAAGCUUUUGAAGUAGCUCUACUGCUGAUUGUCUACAUUGCCUACGGGUAUACGGAUGGAGGUGCUGUCUCGUUCGUUCUGCUUACUAUCAGCAGUUGGUUCCUGGUAAUCUCCUGGCUGUUUGCACCGUACAUCUUCAACCCAUCUGGAUUCGAAUGGCAAAAGACCGUUGAGGAUUUCGAUAAUUGGGUCAGUUGGCUGAUGUACAAAGGUGGAGUAGGAGUAAAGGGAGAGCUCAGUUGGGAGUCGUGGUGGGAGGAAGAACAGAUGCAUAUCCAAACAUUAAGAGGACGGAUUCUGGAGACCAUUUUGAGCUUGAGGUUCUUCAUGUUUCAGUAUGGCGUCGUGUACAAGCUCAAUCUCACUGCGAAAGACACCUCACUUGCGUUAUAUGGCUACUCCUGGAUAGUGUUGGUUGCAGUUGUGCUCCUGUUUAAGCUAUUCUGGUAUAGCCCCAGGAAGUCCAGCAACAUCCUGCUGGCUCUGCGUUUCCUUCAGGGAGUGGUUUCUCUCGUAGUCAUCGCCCUCAUCGCUUUAGCAAUUGCGUUGACAGAUCUAUCCAUUCCAGACAUGUUUGCAUGUGUACUCGGCUUCAUCCCGACAGGUUGGGCCAUACUGUCUUUAGCCAUCACGUGGAAGCGGUUGAUCAAGCUGUUUGGGUUGUGGGAAACGGUCCGCGAGUUUGGACGUAUUUAUGAUGCUGCGAUGGGGAUGCUCAUCUUUGCUCCCAUUGCUCUCCUCUCCUGGUUCCCGUUCAUCUCGACGUUCCAGUCUCGUCUACUCUUCAACCAGGCCUUCAGUCGUGGACUCGAGAUCUCCAUCAUCCUUGCCGGAAACAGAGCGAACGUUGAGACUUGAGAGGUUUAGUGUUGGAAGUAGAAGAAACUUGUUUGUUGGGAAUGUAAAUGAGCUUUUGUAGAGUUUGUUAGAACAUCAUUGAAAGCUCGCUUUUGGAUUUUUUUUUAAUCUCUUUGGAAUCUUGUUUGUGUGUUUUUUUCUCUAGCUUGAAUGUUGUGAUACUGGGCUUUGACUAUGCAUUGAUUGAUGAUGACUUACUUCAUUUUGUGUAA